AGUGGUGGGCCCUCAUGUGCAUGUAUUGAUACAGUCUUUAUUUUCUGCAAAGUGGAAGUAUCCUUUAAAGUCUACUUAUGUUGGAAUAUUAUAUUUUAAGUUAUGUUAAGUCUUUACAAAUUCUGAAGUCAUGGAUCAGGUAAUGCAAUUUGUGGAACCCAGCCGUCAGUUUGUAAAAGACUCUAUACGACUUGUUAAAAGAUGCACCAAGCCUGACAGGAAAGAGUUCCAGAAGAUUGCCAUGGCAACAGCAAUAGGCUUUGCGAUAAUGGGAUUUAUUGGUUUCUUUGUCAAAUUGAUCCAUAUCCCAAUCAACAAUAUCAUUGUAGGCGGCUGAAUAUUCAUCAUGAAGAACAAGACGUUGUGACACUUACUGCAAAGACUUCACAGCUUUAACUUGUUUGCUAUUAAACAAGCUCAGUUUGGGUUUUCAGACAUUCUUGUAAUCAGAUUCCUUUUUAUUCCUCUGUAUGUGAUCGUACUUGUCUACAUGACAGGCUUUUUUUUUUUUUGGUAGUAGUAGAGUGGGUGUUUUGUUUUGUUUUGUUACUACUUUCAACUGUAAUAGAAUUGGGUAGGACGGAACCUUGGGAGGAGGUCUCUAGUCCAGCCUCCAAGGGUAACAACUGUACAGCCUCUCCAGAAGCUGUUCCAAUGCUUAAUUUACUGCUAGUAAAUUAAUUCACUGCUUAGUAAACAGCAUUGUUCCAGCAAAAGUAGGCAGCAAGAAAACAGCAUUACUGUCUCCUCCACAGUGGUGAUUUAAAAGUCCAUCAACUGUAAUUCUUGUCAUGAAUAUCCAGAAUCACCGUCACUACCCCAAAAUCCUUUCUGCGUUUGGAAGUCCUGUUAGGUUAUUUUAUGUAAAUAACUGGAAAAACAACUCCAUCAAAUGAAGAACUUGCAUUGCCUUGUCCUUAUCCUGAUGGCAUAGUUAAGAAAGCCAAACUUAGUUAGUUAUUAAGAUGUACAGUUUGAGGUUAAUUUAGUUGUCAGAUAGUAAGCAGUCCUUCAGUGAAUCAACAACUUGCUCCCACUGUUGAACAGGGUAUACAACCGGUUUGGAUACUGGUUCUGUAAGACAACUGCAUAUUGAAUUAUGAAGGGCUCUGAAUUUGUUGACCUGGAAGCUUCCAUUAUUAAGUGACUGAAUGUUUUAAUUUU
Athene cunicularia (burrowing owl) is the source of this 1164-nucleotide messenger RNA. RefSeq names its product Sec61 translocon gamma subunit (gene SEC61G). Gene Ontology annotation, cellular component: Ssh1 translocon complex; membrane. The transcript is spliced from 4 exons. The record is from RefSeq and is a predicted model, not a curated record. Gene Ontology annotation, molecular function: transmembrane protein transporter activity. NCBI's taxonomy places the organism in Eukaryota, Metazoa, Chordata, Aves, Strigiformes, Strigidae. Gene Ontology annotation, biological process: post-translational protein targeting to membrane, translocation; protein targeting. The coding region runs from base 131 to 337 and encodes 68 amino acids.